GAAUAAGCGGUUGACUAUAAAAGUUUAACAGUAAAUUAAAUGUCAAUAAAUAGUAAUUAAAAUUAUGAAAAUAUGAGUAAUAUGUGAAAAUUUUUAUUUGAAUUAAAAAUAAAAAAAAAAUGCAUACAUUUCGAGCUGUUUCUGGAAUUUGGCGAUUAAGAGGACUACAAAUAUGGGGUACUAAAUUCAAGAGUUACCCUGAGAUAAGUGCUGUUAAACAUUACAGUACAUGUCCAGCUGGCAUGAAAGUUACUAUCUGCGGGGCAGCGGGAAAAACAGGCCAACCACUGGCUCUAUUAUUAAAACAAUGUCCAUUAUUGGACGAGAUAGCACUGUAUGAUGUAUGCGCCACUUGUGGCUAUGGUAUGGAACUGAGCCAUGUAGAUACGAAGUGUAAAGUCUCAUCCUUCUCAGGUCGUCACAUGCUUUGUGAUGCUCUUAAGGAUGCUAAAGUCGUGGUAAUUGUAGCGAGGAAUUGUUACGACACUUUUGAAUAUAGUGCGCCGAUCAUAACAGAGAUUGCGCUGCAGAUUUGUAAUACCUGUCCUUCUGCUUUCACAAUAAUUGCGACAGAACCGGUGGAGAGUAUGGUGCCCCUUCUAGGCGAAAUACAAAGGCUCCGAAGUGUUUACAAUCCUCGUAAAUUGUUAGGCUGUGUAGAACUUAACUGCGUGCGUGCUAAUACAGUCCUUGCUGACUUUCUGAGAGCCCCACCUGAGUCGGUGAGAGUGCCUGUUAUUGGUGGUGCUACCCCUAAUACCAUGGUACCAGUUCUUUCGGCUGCCGUUCAUCCAUGUAUAAUGACUCAGGAACAGAUUGAAUGUGUCACAUCGUGUAUAAUGAGUGGAAACGAAGCAGUUUGCGCAGCAAAAGGGUGCUGUGCGGAGACUGCGUGUCUUGCUGGCGCAUAUGCUGUGGCUCGAAACACUAUUAACGUGGUGAAAGGCCUGCAAGGUUCGAAGGAAGUUAUCCAAUGUGCAUACGUCGAUACUUUAGGGACGUGCGCGCCCGAUUGUCAAUUCUUUGCCAGCGAGGUCGUACUGGGACCUUCGGGAAUAGAAAAACACUUAGGUAUUCCAGAGUUGUCGAAAUUUGAGAAUUGUUUACUGUGCAACUGUCUGCCAUAUGUAAGGAAUGAGGUCGCUCGAGCAAUAUGGCUGGUGUACUCGAUGUGUCAACAGUGUUGUUGUGCAAACUGCUACGCGCAUCCGUGCACGUGUUACACGCCGCCCAUAGUGCCGUGUGUACCGCCUGUCAACUGGACCUGCGACUGCCCUGACACCUGCCGCGAUGAAUACCUAGCUUCGAUAUGCCGUGAUAUGACCUGCCGGUGGGGUAGCACAGAACUGUGCUGGCGACCUCGAUGGGUUGACUAUGAUGCGGCGAGGGCUGCUAACCUCACGCAUCAAAUGCCUUUGAAAAACGCAGCUUGCUCCGAAUGCCGGGUACCUAGGAGUGUACGAAUAGAACAAGAAAUACGAGAAAAGGCAAUGAACCCCUGUAGCGGGUAAUUAAAAAUAUACCAAAAAACUAUAUAAAUAAAGACCUUAUUAAUUUGGAAUACAAAAAUGUUGGUAGAUAUUAUUUGAACCUUGUGCCAAAAGGAAAAAAGUGAUUGUUAUUUUUUAAAUUAUUUAUUAUAUUUUUUUACAUAUUUA
Molecule: messenger RNA, 1658 nt
Organism: Achroia grisella
Lineage: Eukaryota; Metazoa; Arthropoda; Insecta; Lepidoptera; Pyralidae
Product: malate dehydrogenase, mitochondrial-like
Exons: 8
Coding region: 120-1511 (463 amino acids)
Biological process (GO): tricarboxylic acid cycle
Cellular component (GO): mitochondrion; cytoplasm
Molecular function (GO): L-malate dehydrogenase (NAD+) activity
Source: RefSeq, a predicted model, not a curated record